AUGGGAACGUCUGAAGAUUCUCCAGGAAGUGACUGGAUCGAUGCUGCCGAAAAAGCAUUAUCAGUGACUUUUCCUGCUAGCUAUAAGUGGUUUUUAAACAAUUAUGGUGGCGGAGAUAUCUGUGGUGAGGAAAUUUAUAGUAUUUACUGCCUGCCUUUUGAUGAGGCGGUAGGUGGAGAUAUAGUAUAUCAAAAUACUAUAGCAAAUGAUAAUUUAAAAAAAGGAAGAGUUGUUGUAUCGAAUACGGAUUUUGGCGAAGAGUUCUUUUUUGAUGCAAAUAAAAUGGAAAAAAUAUAUGUAUCAUUAGGGGAGAAUGUUCAACCCUAUGCUGAUAAUUUUAUUGAGUAUCUCAAGAAACGAUUGUUUGCAUACAUUUAA
Molecule: messenger RNA, 378 nt
Organism: Plasmopara halstedii
Lineage: Eukaryota; Oomycota; Peronosporomycetes; Peronosporales; Peronosporaceae
Product: SMI1/KNR4 like domain
Exons: 1
Coding region: 1-378 (125 amino acids)
Source: RefSeq, a predicted model, not a curated record